AGUAAGAUCGUAUUUGACUUGACAAUGAAUAAUAAUAAAUAAGUAUGUGUUUAUCAAAUUUAUGUGUACGUUGUGUAGGAAACCGUGUGAAUGGGACGAGCCAUCUUGCCCACCUAUGGUAUACUGUCCCACAGACUUCUGUUCACCUUAUUGCGGUCCUGUCAAACCAUGCAAGUCCUUCGACUUUCGAGCGAGUAUAAUGUACAGAUGCGAAUGCAUCAAGAGGAACGGUUUACAGGACAGAUGCAUGAUGUGGGAUUGCAUGGGUAGACCAGAGUGUAUGACAAAGCUGUAUCCAAUUUGCGGGCCAGGUCGUGCUGCAUUAUUGAAACUGACCGAUUUGGGCGACAUAGAGAUUGCCCUUAGAAAAUUCUACUGCGCGGAUCAAGCCAAGGAGGCGGCUCUGGCUGCGUACUGUAGAUUAGCCUGCGACAAAGCUCGCCAACAACAGAUUCUAUCGUGUAAUAAAAGUACUGAGGCUCUUUGCGCUUCCACGAGGCCCACUGCAACAAACUGCAUGUCAAACAUCGGAAAUUAUUUAAACAAUGAUGAGCCAGCGUGCCUCGACGAUUCUUCCUAUCUGUUUUGCACGCCGUCGCCAUGUGUAUUGCAAUCUUGUCAAAUAUGUCCGCCUUGCAAAUUAGAAGAACCACCUCUUCCUGUUAUGCAGUUCUAUUAAUCUAUUUUUGUCUGCCUACCCAACUCGCCUAUUUUCUGUACUUUACUGUUUGGUAACUUAAUUCUUAAGAUUUUUAUCGUUACUUAUCCUAUUAUCUCUUCUGGAAUUUGUUAUAUUU
This is a messenger RNA of Vollenhovia emeryi, 797 nucleotides long. RefSeq lists its product as uncharacterized. The record is from RefSeq and is a predicted model, not a curated record. The coding region runs from base 62 to 679 and encodes 205 amino acids. NCBI's taxonomy places the organism in Eukaryota, Metazoa, Arthropoda, Insecta, Hymenoptera, Formicidae. The transcript is spliced from 2 exons.